CUCCUUUACUAUUCAAACCAGGGAAGUGGGGGUACCUAUCAAAUCUAACAUUUCCAUGCUUGCAGUUGCUUACCCUUUCAGCAGCGUACGAAUUUGACCAAUGUACAGAAGUCAUAAACCAGGGAAAAAAGGGAAAGCUUUGGCUAAUAUUCUAACCGAGUAGUUGCCAAGAAAGAACUACUAGUGUGCACAUGGAGAAGACUUGACUUCUUUGACUUAAUGUAGAGAUGUUAAUUGAGCUAUAAAUCAGUAGGAUAAUAUUUUUUUGGGGCAAGUUUAAGGGAAAAAUCAGUGAGAUAAUAUUGUUCUUGGGAAAACAAACAAUAUUGAUAGUGAUUUGUCGGAGUUUUAUAAUGUUGAUGAAAGCACCAGCUUACGUUUCAGUGAGUUUCAUUCUUCUGGAAGUUCUUUUGCUUCAUCUAGUAGCUCAGUCUCAAGCUCAAGCUACUACAUCUCCUAAUGAAGUGAGAGCAUUGAAUGCAUUAUUUGUAAAAUGGCGGAUAUCUGCAAAUCAAAAUCAAUGGAAUAUAAGUGGAGAGCCGUGCAGUGGAGCCGCCAUUGACAACUCCAUCCCCAUUGGUACCGCCAGUUACAACCCAUUUAUCAAAUGUGAUUGUUCGGACAACAAUAACACUCUUUGUCACAUUACCGAGAUGCAAGUUUAUUCACUGCAAGUAACUGGUGUGAUCCCCGAUGAGCUAUGGAGUCUAAAUUUCCUCACCAAUCUGAACGUGGGACUAAAUCUCUUGUCAGGUCCACUGUCUCCAUCUGUCAGCAAUCUAACUGCAAUUAAAUACCUGAACUUCGGCAUUAAUACAUUAUCUGGGCGGCUUCCAAAAGAGCUUGGCACGCUUCCUGAGUUAAUAGUAUUAGGCAUUGGAACAAACAAUUUCUCUGGUCCUGUGCCACCUGAGCUUGGUAAUUUGUCAAAAUUAGAGCAACUGUAUAUGGGAACCAACAACUUCUCUGGCCCUCUGCCAUCAGAGCUUGGUAAUUUAUCAAAAUUAAAGACAUUAUAUAUGGACAGUUCUGGAGUGAGCGGUGAGAUUCCUUCAAACUUUGCAAAUCUAAGGAACUUGGAGUCAGUGUGGGCUUUUGACAUUGAACUUACAGGAAGGAUACCUGACUUUAUAGGAAAUUGGUCAAAUCUUAAAACCUUGAGGUUUCAAGGAAACUCAUUUGAAGGGCCAAUACCAUCAUCCUUUUCUGAACUGACCAAUCUGACUGAGUUGAGAAUAAGUGAUCUGUCAAAUGGGAGCUCAUCAUCAUUGGCAUUCAUAAGAAAUAUGAAAUCUUUAACUACCUUAGAACUAAGGAAUAACAAAAUUUCUGAUUCAAUUCCAUCUCACAUUGGUGAUUACAAGAAUUUGGUGCAUAUGGAUCUGAGUUUCAACAAUCUAAUUGGACAGAUUCCAAGCUCACUUUUCAAUUUGAGUUUGCUGACUCACCUGAUUAUUGGAAAUAAUAAGUUAAAUGGUAGCCUCCCUGCAGCUAAAAGUCAAUUUCUUCUGAAUAUUGGCUGCAUUAUGUUACCAACAGUCUCCUCACCUGAUGCUUGCAGAGAUGUAUCGUAUAAUAAUCUAUCUGGAAGUCUUCCUUCUUGGAUCAGUGAUAAAGGUUUACAACUUAACUUAGUUGCCAACAACUUCACCCUGGAAAAUUCUAACAGCAGUUUUUUGCCGCAUGGAAUGAACUGCCUCCAACGCAAUUUUCCAUGUUAUCGAGAUUCUCCAAUCUAUUCUAGCUUUGCGGUUAACUGUGGUGGUGGACAAAUUAAAUCUUAUAAUGAUAUUGAGUAUGAGAGGGAUAAUGAGACUCUUGGUCCAGCUAAAUACUAUGUGACAGACAAAAACAGCUGGGCAAUAAGUAAUGUUGGAGUAUUUAGUGGAAGCAAAAGUCCAACGUAUAAUAGCUCUUCUACAUCUAGAAUUGCAAAUACUAACGACAUAGAACUUUUUCAAACAGCUCGAAUCUCUGCGUCAUCUCUAAGAUACUAUGGUUUAGGCCUUGAAAAUGGAAACUACACUGUGACUCUCCAGUUUGCAGAAAUAGCUGAUUUCGAUACUACAGGAUGGAAAAGUUAUGGGAGGCGUGUUUUUGAUAUAUAUGUUCAGGGAAAUCGUGUUGAAAAGGACUUUGACAUAAAAAAGGUGGCAGGUGGACUCCCAAGAGCAGCAGUUGAGAGAGAGUAUCUGGCUCAGGUAUCUGAAAAUUACUUAGAUAUCCACUUGUUUUGGGCUGGGAAAGGGACUUGCUGUAUUCCCACAGAUGGUACAUAUGGACCUUUAAUUUCGGCUAUCAGAGCAACCCCAGAUUUUGAACCUACUGUAAGACCUCCAAGUCAAACCAAUGAGAAGCAUCAAACAGGCCUAAUUGUGGGGAUUGUUGUUGGUGUUGGGAUUGUAUUUCUAUCAGUUCUUUCAGUUUUCUUCUUUUUUCGAAGAAGAAAAAGGUCACAGACUGAUAAUGAUGAUGAGCUUGUGGGAAUAGAUGUUAGGCCAUACACUUUCAAUUAUGCUGAACUAAGGACUGCUACAGAAGGUUUCAGUCCUACAAAUAAGCUUGGAGAGGGAGGAUUUGGACCAGUUUUUAAGGGAACACUCUCUGAUGGAAGUGUUAUUGCUGUGAAGAAACUGUCUGUAGCAUCCCAUCAAGGGAAGAGUCAGUUUGCUGCAGAAAUUGCCACUAUAUCAGCUGUGCAGCACCGUAACUUGGUAAAACUUUAUGGAUGCUGUUAUGAGGGAGCACAACGAAUCCUUGUUUAUGAAUAUCUGGAAAACAACAGUCUUGAUCAAGCAUUAUUUGGAAAAGGAAGUUUGGAUCUUGAUUGGUUGACUCGAUAUGAUAUUUGUUUGGGAGUUGCAAGAGGUUUAGCUUAUCUUCAUGAAGAAUCGAGGCUCCGAAUCAUACAUAGAGAUGUGAAGGCCAGUAACAUUUUGCUUGAUGGAAAUCUCAUCCCCAAAAUAUCAGAUUUUGGUUUGGCCAAACUUUACGAUGAUAAGAAGACCCACAUAAGCACAUGUGUAGCUGGAACAUUUGGAUAUCUUGCACCUGAAUAUGCCAUGCGUGGACAUCUUACAGAGAAGACUGAUGUGUUUGCCUUUGGAGUUGUAGCUCUAGAGGUUGUUAGUGGGAGGCCAAACUCUGAUUCAAGCUUGGAAGAAGAGAAAAUGUAUCUUCUUGAUUGGGCUUGGCAUCUAUACGAGAACAAUCGUCAACUUGAAUUGGUGGACUCCAGAUUAUCAAAUUUCAACGAGGAAGAAGUAAAACGCCUCAUAGGAGUAGCUCUUUUAUGUACUCAAGCAUUGCCCUCAACGAGGCCAUCCAUGUCUCGUAUAGUUGCUAUGCUUUGCGGGGAUAUUGAAGUGAGUACAGUGACUUUGAAGCCCGGAUACUUAACUGCUUUGACAUUUGAUGAUGUGACCACCAAUCUUAGUGAUGACGCAAUUGAAGGAAGCUUUGAUGAUACUAGCCAUUACAUUUCUUCGGCAACUUUGAGUACAGUGGAUUCCAACCCACCAAUAAGUGGCACUCAAGCCCUGCUCCAUUGAUUGACUUUUAGUUUUGCGUCCACCAUAAGGCUAAAAAAUGUAACACUAAUAAACUUAAGUGAAAAAAUCUGCCAGAACUAUUAUGAUUGGCAUCAUCCAAUAUCCAUGUUGAAAAUUUUGGUUUAUAUUAUAUAUUUCAUGGGGAGAUCAGCAACAUCCAUUUUGAAAGUUAGUAAAUGUGUUAUUAUUCUUUA
Messenger RNA from Mangifera indica (mango), 3745 nucleotides. Its product is annotated as probable LRR receptor-like serine/threonine-protein kinase At1g56140. Bases 354 to 3551 code for a protein of 1065 amino acids. The transcript has 24 exons. Lineage: Eukaryota; Viridiplantae; Streptophyta; Magnoliopsida; Sapindales; Anacardiaceae. The record is from RefSeq and is a predicted model, not a curated record. Gene Ontology annotation, biological process: protein phosphorylation. Gene Ontology annotation, molecular function: ATP binding; protein binding; protein kinase activity.